Molecule: messenger RNA, 456 nt
Organism: Caenorhabditis angaria
Lineage: Eukaryota; Metazoa; Nematoda; Chromadorea; Rhabditida; Rhabditidae
Source: the annotation of a GenBank genome assembly
AUGAUUUUCUUCCCCAUUUUUCUUACUGUACUUCUCGCAACCGUCAAAAACGUCCAAAGUGCAUACGAACACUAUACCGAAUUCAUUUUCAAAGCGAAUCUAACUUGUUCAUAUCCCGGAAGAGCAUUGUAUUACAUUCAAUUCAUUCAUAAAUAUUACAAUUGGUUUUAUCCAAAUGAUGACCUGUCGGUGAAACAAAAAGAUUGGAUUUUUGGGCAAACUGUGAAUCCAGAAAAAACAUAUUAUGGUACUAUGCUUCGAAACAGAGAGCGAAUGCCUGUCGCAUUUGAUAUGACACAUAAUUGUACAUCGAAUGGUGACCGUUAUGAUGUUCGAGUAUAUUUUGGGAAACAUUGUAGGCCCAAGCAUUACAACGUGUGUUAUGUAGAUUUCGAUUUUGAUUUCACGGAUGCUAAUGAUGUUAGAUAUAUUGAUCAGAAAAAUGAUUAUGGAUAA